AUGGAUCCAGAGUACUUCCAUUCAAGUGAAUUGACAGAGAAGAGCGAUGUUUAUAGUUUUGGAGUGGUUUUAGCGGAGCUUCUUACAGGAGAGCCUGCAAUAUCCUUCGACAGGCCAGAAAAAAAUAGAAGUCUAUCAAUGUACUUCAUAUCUUCGAUGAGGACUGGCAAUGGAAUGCCUAGCAUCAUUCAAAAAAGUCUAGUUAAUGAUGAGAAGAACAUUCAGCAGAUUAAACAAGUAUCUAUGCUGGCAGCAAGGUGUUUACAAAUGACAGGAGACAAAAGGCCAAGUAUGAAGGAAGUAGCCACGGAGCUAGAGGGUUUGAAAGCAAUGGUCGAGCAUCCAUGGUUAGAUAAAGACUCGACAACUGAUCAUACUGAGACCGAGUACCUGCUCAACCAGAGCGUGCUUUCAGACGCUAUUGGAAGCACCAGUUUUGAUCAUAAUUCAAUGGUUGGAUUCGACAACACUAGUAUUCAAAUGACAGGUAAAUUACAAUACAGGUGA
Messenger RNA from Daucus carota subsp. sativus, 507 nucleotides. RefSeq names its product wall-associated receptor kinase 5-like. Gene Ontology annotation, molecular function: protein serine/threonine kinase activity; ATP binding. Gene Ontology annotation, biological process: protein phosphorylation; cell surface receptor signaling pathway. The transcript has a single exon. Bases 1 to 507 code for a protein of 168 amino acids. Lineage: Eukaryota; Viridiplantae; Streptophyta; Magnoliopsida; Apiales; Apiaceae. Gene Ontology annotation, cellular component: plasma membrane. The record is from RefSeq and is a predicted model, not a curated record.